GUAAUUCCCAAGGCAUUAGUUUUAUUUCCUUAAUCACAUCAACUAGUUAGCUAUAGUUCUUUCUUUUUUAAAAAAAAGUUGUAAUUAAAAAGAUUUUCAGCAGACAGAACCCUUUUGACUUAACUUUCUACUUUCUUACAAUUCUACGAGAAAUUAGGAAAAAUCACCCACUCCCACCACUUCCCCUGCUCAACCCAAAGAAAACGAGAAAAAAGACCAUUCUUAUUUGGGAAUAUCUAACAGUUAUUAAACUCUCCAGCAAAAUAUCUUAUAGUUUCCUCAGAUUUGGAUCUCUGUGUUUUAUGAGCUUAGAUACUUUGAUCCGUCAAGUAAAAAAUAUGAACUAACGGUUUCAGGUUACAGAGGAUGAUGAUCUGCUAGCUUAUUAGUUUCAAAGGGAGUAUUAGAGAUAUAAAUUUUUUUGGUUAGAGAUGGAGAGUUACUUGAAAGAGAAUUUCGGAGAGGUUCAAGCGAAGAAUUCGUCGGAGGAAGCGUUGCAGAGAUGGAGGAAGUUGUGUUGGCUGGUCAAGAAUCGCAAGCGUAGGUUCCGAUUCACCGCCAAUCUCUCCAAGCGUUUUGAAGUCCGCGCUAUCCAACGAUCCAAUCAGGAGAAGCUUAGGAUUGCAGUGUUGGUUUCGCAAGCUGCUCUUAGUUUCAUUCAAGGUAUUAGUUACUCUCCUCCGGAAGAAGUCAAAGCUGCAGGUUUCCAAAUUUGUGCUGAUGAGUUAGGAUCUAUUGUUGAAGGACGGAAUUUGAGGAAGCUUAAGGUUCAUGAUGGGGUUGAGGGUAUAGGAAGUAAACUCUCAACAUCAUUUACAGAUGGGAUUAGCAGUACUGGUGAUUUGGUUGAUCGAAGAAAACAAAUUUAUGGAAUUAAUAAAUUUACCGAAAGCCCUGUGAAAGGGUUCUGGCUUUUUGUUUGGGAAGCUCUUCAGGAUACAACACUUAUGAUUCUUGCAGUAUGCGCCCUUAUAUCUCUAGUAGUCGGGAUAGCAACAGAGGGCUGGCCAAAGGGUGCUCAUGAUGGACUUGGGAUAGUUGCCAGUAUUUUGUUAGUAGUUUUUGUCACCGCAACAAGCGAUUAUCGACAGUCAUUGCAAUUCAAGGAUUUGGACAAAGAGAAGAAAAAAAUCGCUGUGCAGGUUACUAGAAAUGGAUUCAGACAGAAGAUAUCUAUAUAUGACUUACUUCCUGGUGAUAUAGUUCAUCUUGCUAUUGGGGAUCAGGUCCCUGCUGAUGGGCUCUUUAUUUCGGGUUACUCUUUGUUGAUAGAUGAAUCGAGCUUAACCGGAGAGAGUGAACCGAUUAAUGUGACUGCUGAGAAUCCUUUUCUCCUUUCUGGAACUAAAGUGCAAGAUGGUUCCUGCAAAAUGCUUGUUACUACUGUUGGAAUGAGGACCCAGUGGGGUAAGUUGAUGGCCACUCUCAGUGAAGGAGGAGAUGAUGAGACACCCUUGCAGGUAAAACUGAAUGGAGUAGCAACUAUCAUUGGGAAGAUAGGUUUAUUUUUCGCUGUUAUCACAUUUGCUGUUUUGGUGCAAGCAUUGUUCAGCCGCAAACUAAGAGAAAUGUCCCACUGGAGCUGGUCUGGAGAUGAUGCCUUGGAAAUGCUUGAAUACUUUGCAAUUGCAGUCACAAUUGUUGUAGUUGCAGUUCCAGAAGGUUUACCCCUUGCUGUUACAUUGAGCCUUGCUUUUGCCAUGAAAAAGAUGAUGAAUGAUAAAGCACUUGUUCGCCAUUUGGCUGCCUGUGAGACGAUGGGAUCUGCCACAACUAUUUGUAGUGACAAGACUGGUACACUAACUACAAACCAUAUGACUGUGGUUAAGACAUGCUUCUGUAAUAAAAUUUUUGGCUCAGUGGACUCAUCUAGCUUAAGUUCUGAAAUUCCUGAUUCUGCAAAAGAGAUUCUGCUUCAAUCCAUAUUUAAUAAUACUGGAGGAGAAGUAGUAAAGAGUGAAGGUGGGAAGAUAGAGAUCUUGGGAACACCAACUGAAACUGCACUAUUGGAAUUUGCUCUUUCACUCGGUGGAGAUUUUCAUGCUGAGAGACAAGCAUCAAAACUAGUGAAAGUUGAACCAUUUAAUUCUACGAAGAAGAGGAUGGGUGUGGUUUUGCAACUUCAGGGAGGAGUUUUCAGGGCACAUUGUAAAGGGGCAUCUGAAAUAAUUCUGACUGCAUGUGACAAGUUCCUGAAUGAAGAAGGAGAGGUUGUUCCUCUUGAUGAAGCAUCCAUCAAUUCUCUCAAUGAUACGAUCGAACAAUUUGCUUCUGAAGCUCUUCGAACCCUGUGUCUUGCUUACAAGGAAAUUGGAACUGAGUUCUCAGCCAAUUAUUCAAUUCCCUUUGAGGGUUACACUUGCAUAGGGAUUGUGGGUAUUAAAGACCCUGUUCGUCCUGGUGUGAAGGAAUCUGUUGCAAUUUGUAAGUCUGCUGGUAUCAUUGUGCGAAUGGUCACUGGAGACAAUAUAAACACUGCUAAGGCAAUAGCAAAAGAGUGUGGGAUUUUGACGGAUGAUGGCAUAGCUAUAGAAGGGCCUGAUUUUAGGCAGAAGAGUGAGGAGGAGUUGCUUGAAAUCAUUCCUAAACUGCAGGUCAUGGCUCGAUCUUCGCCAAUGGAUAAACACACUCUGGUGAAAUACUUACGCACAACAUUUCAAGAAGUUGUUGCAGUGACAGGAGAUGGCACAAAUGAUGCCCCUGCACUUCAUGAAGCAGAUAUUGGGCUUGCAAUGGGCAUAUCCGGGACAGAGGUAGCUAAAGAGAGUGCAGAUGUCAUUAUUCUUGAUGAUAAUUUCUCCACCAUUGUAACUGUUGCUAAGUGGGGAAGGUCAGUUUAUGUAAACAUCCAGAAGUUUGUGCAGUUUCAAUUAACAGUCAAUGUUGUUGCCCUGAUUGUCAACUUCUCUUCGGCCUGUUUAACAGGCAAUGCUCCUCUCACUGCUGUUCAACUGCUCUGGGUCAACAUGAUCAUGGAUACACUGGGUGCACUUGCUCUGGCCACUGAACCACCAAAUGAUGAAUUAAUGAAGCGGCCUCCUGUUGGAAGGAAAGGAAACUUUAUCAGCAAUGUUAUGUGGAGGAACAUUUUGGGACAGUCCAUUUAUCAAUUUGUUAUCAUCUGGUAUCUUCAGACAUCAGGGAAGUCUGUUUUCCAGCUUGAUGGCCCCGAUUCUGAUUUGAUCUUGAACACCCUCAUUUUCAACUCCUUUGUGUUUUGUCAGGUGAGCUGUUGAAAUGAAUAUUAUAUUUUUUUGAUAUUGAUUCAUCCAUGUCAGACGCAUCAUCUCCAAGUAUUGUAAUUCUGCGUGCCUAUGAUGAGUGUUUUACAGUUUUCUGCAAGAUUAUCAUUAUAAAGAAUAUAGAUUGACAAAUAUUUUUGUUCAUAAAUUGCGCGGCCUGCCAUAUGGUUGUUUCCUCUGUGAAGUUGUUUUUGAUAUCUUUGUUAUUGCUCUCUACUUUAUCGAUGCUGGUAAAACUUGUAGAUCAGUGUUGCAAUCUGUGUUGCGACAGCUUUGUUUAAACAAUUUUUAAAUUUUUUUUGAUUCUCCAAAUUUAUUGAAGUGCAGCUGCUAAAAGUUCAUCUUAUUGAUCAUUAUUCAAAUUUGCUUCACUGAUUCAAAGUUGGAUUUUUCACAGGUGUUUAAUGAGAUUAGCUCCAGGGAUAUGGACAACAUCAACGUUUUCAAAGGCAUACUGAAAAAUUAUGUCUUUGUAGCUGUGCUCAGUUGCACAGUCCUCUUCCAGGUCAUUAUUGUAGAAUUUCUAGGCACUUUCGCAAACACUUCUCCCCUAACUUGGCAGCAGUGGUUUGCUAGUGUCUGCUUAGGGUUUCUCGGAAUGCCAAUAGCAGCUGCCAUUAAGAUGAUUCCUGUUGGAUCAUUCUGAAACGUAUUAGGAAAAAUGCUAACCGAUUUUUCCACCCCUCCUGAGGACAUUAUUUUUUCUUGAACCUUGCAAGUGGUGGAAUGGAAAAGUGCUUGUGGGAAUUGUUCUAGUCGGCUGAAAAUGCCAGCACAUUCAGUUUGGAGAUAUUUCUUCAAGCGAGGAUAUGCUGAAGGGGUAAACUGCAAGGAGGCUGUAAGGACUAACAUGAAUUCUUUGUUCAGAGAAGUUUUGAAGGUCUAGGAAUAUGUUAUAUGUUUUGCUAGUGAAGGGAUAAUUCUGAACAUAUGAUUGUUUACUUUCAUGAUUGGUGAUAUUCCUAAUGGUUGAUUUAACUCUUAGUACCUCCAUGGAUUUCAAGAUAUCCAUUCUUUACUUCUUUUUUUUCUUUUUCUUUUUUUUUUUUCCCAUUGUUGAAAUUUCAAUCUUCAUACUUUCAUGUUAUUCGAGGAUGUCUUAACGGAUUUACUCCGAGAUUAUGAACUGAGUAGAAUCGUAAAAGCAUUUCCUAGAAUAAAUGAUGCAUGUCUACAAGCUAUGAUGAUGUUGCAUUAAGAAUGCAGUUUCAAUAGCUUUUACAAAGGACAAUACAAUGUUUAGAAGUAAGAUUAUUAUUACCGGAUAGGAAGGGUACCACUUUAAGUUUGUGUUACAGGUAGAUUGUCGAGCUUACCUUUAUACAAUGUAUGAACCUAAGUUAUAC
Messenger RNA from Oldenlandia corymbosa var. corymbosa, 4588 nucleotides. Lineage: Eukaryota; Viridiplantae; Streptophyta; Magnoliopsida; Gentianales; Rubiaceae. The record is from the annotation of a GenBank genome assembly.